AACCUGAACAUACCACCACUUUAACCGGUUUAACCUCCGCUACCCACUGAAGACUUCUGCUGUGUGUCCUGAGAACCUGUUUGAGUUUCUCUGAUCAGAUCCUCGGUCAGAUUCUGGGAUGUGUAUACCCGGCCCUACGUGUUCGUUAUCUGAGUGUUUUGAUCCAUCUGUAAAAAUAUUAAGAUAAUUAUAGUAACUUUUCUUCACAUACUCUUGAACCAUGCACCCAGUGUUAUUAUUCCUCUCUGCCCACUCUCUCCUCUUUUCUAAUAUUUGCAGAUUUACUUUGGGUUGUGGAAAUAUCCGUGGGGAAACGCUGCUAUGGAUAACUGCUGGACUGUGUUGUAUAGUAUCUCAUUGUACUGUUUCACUUUCUUGUUAAUGUCCCAGCCAAAACCUUUACCAGAAAAUGUUGUGUAUUCCCAAAGUUGUUGCUAUGGUUACCUGCUGGUAUGUCUGAUGUGCUGCACUUUGCUCAGGUGGAAGUGAAGGUGAAGCAGCAUUUGGGCGUCAGAGGUAAACAAAAAAAAAGGGUAAACCGUUUUCUUGUCCUUGUGUGUGUGUGUGUGUGACACCCUGCCACGUCGUCCUAAACGGUCUGUGUAACCACACCUGCUCCGCCCCUCUGGAAGAGAGCUCACUGUGCAAAUCCACACUGUUAAAGUAAAGCAGUCCGUCUGUUGAACUGAUAAUGAAGUUCAGACAUAAAGCUGCUCGCUCGCCUUCAAACACGGAGAAGAUGACCUGCAGCAUCCUGCUGCUCAUCACCCUGACCUCCUGCGUCUGUGGUUCGUUUCCACCUGCAGCAGGAACAUUUGUAGUGAAUGUGACACAGAGCUCCUAUCAGGCAGAGGAGAACGAGGACAUCACACUGGAAUGGACGUUCACAACCAAACCUGACAGUUCAAACUCCCUUAAUAUCUUAUGUGAACUGAUUACUGAUCACAAGGCCUCAGUCCUGUAUCAUCUGUAUGAAGGUGUUGAGGUCCCAGAGUCUCAGGAUGGACAGUUUGCAGGACGAGUCCAGUGUGACAGAGACGUCCUCAGAGAAGGACGACUCAGACUUCAUGUGUCCAGACUCAGGACUGGGGACUCGGGCCUGUACCUGUGUGAAGUGAGCACAACUUAUGGUGGCAGCAUUGGUAAAAGCAGACUCAAUGUCACUGAUGUGUUUGGUCUCUUUACAGCAGCGAGGGAUCGGCCCGAACCUGAGAGACCAAACACAGAAAGUCGGGGAAUGAUCGUCCUCUACUGUGGACUGGGACUGACAGCAGCAGCAGCUGUGCUGGGUGUUUGUUACUGUUUAUUCAGCCACUCUCAGCCUGGUGAACAAAGUCCACCCAGUCAGUCUCCAGUGAUGGAUCUGAGCAAAGUUGCAGAUCAGCAGAUGGAUCAGAGGAAACAGUUUGAUCAACAAUGUAAACGAGACAAGACUGUUAGAAUUCAACUUUAUACCACGGACACAGAAAAUACCAGUUUCCCAUUGGCUGGCAGGGAGAAGAUGACCUGCAGCAUCCUGCUGCUCAUCACCCUGACCUCCUGCGUCUGUGGUUCGUUUCCACCUGCAGGUUAUUAUCCAGAAAGAGAAAAGACUAAAUACUCUUUCAGCCUCACUAACAGAGCAGGAACAUUUGUAGUGAAUGUGACACAGAGCUCCUAUCAGGCAGAGGAGAACGAGGACAUCACACUGGAAUGGACGUUCACAACCAAACCUGACAGUUCAAACUCCCUUAAUAUCCACUGUGCACUGAUUACUAAUCACAAGGUCUCAGUCCUGUAUCAUCUGUAUGAAGGUGUUGAGGUCCCAGACUCUCAGGAUGGACAGUUUGCAGGACGAGUCCAGUGUGACAGAGACGUCCUCAGAGAAGGACGACUCAGACUUCAUGUGUCCAGACUCAGGACUGAGGACUCGGGCCUGUACCUGUGUGAUGUGAGGACAACUUAUGGUGGCAGCUUUGGUAAAAGCAGACUCAAUGUCACUGCCAGUGAUCGGCCCGAAGCUGGGACACAAAAGCCAACAAGCCAGGGAGCGACCACCUGCCACUGCAGAUUAGGGAGAAGAUGACCUGCAGCAUCCUGCUGCUCAUCACCCUGACCUCCUGCGUCUGUGGUUCGUUUCCACCUGCAGGAACAUUUGUAGUGAAUGUGACACAGAGCUCCUAUCAGGCAGAGGAGAACGAGGACAUCACACUGGAAUGGCGCUUCUCGUCCAAAGCCAACAUUUCCCUCCCCUCACUUAAGAUCCACUGUUUGUUUGUGUUACCUG
Molecule: messenger RNA, 2266 nt
Organism: Siniperca chuatsi (mandarin fish)
Lineage: Eukaryota; Metazoa; Chordata; Actinopteri; Centrarchiformes; Sinipercidae
Exons: 12
Coding region: 692-2065 (457 amino acids)
Biological process (GO): cell surface receptor signaling pathway; positive regulation of T cell proliferation; T cell costimulation
Cellular component (GO): external side of plasma membrane
Source: RefSeq, a predicted model, not a curated record